Messenger RNA from Lactuca saligna, 918 nucleotides. The record is from the annotation of a GenBank genome assembly. NCBI's taxonomy places the organism in Eukaryota, Viridiplantae, Streptophyta, Magnoliopsida, Asterales, Asteraceae.
AUGGAUUCCGGUCCUCAGUUUGCCGUAGACGGCGGUGGCGGCAGAUCUAGUGGAAAAGUCUAUAAACGGCGGAGAAGCGCUACCAGAAAGACUCCAUAUGACCGCCCCACUGCGCCUCCCCAACUAGAAAGCCCUAAUUGGUUAAAUGGACUUGUUUUCCCUGUCAAAUUUGUUGUUGGUGGUGCUAGUAAACAUUUUUUGUCAAUUUGGAACCCCAAGAGUUGGGCCUUGCAUUCGUCUUCUUCAGACAACAAUUCUGGGGGUGUUGAAUUGAACCAGAAUAAAGGCGGUUCAUCUCGAAAGAGCAUAGUUACUAGAAACGCUCAAGUAGUCAUGAUCCUCGUACCCAAUCAGGACGUACCCAAUCGAAGCCAAAUCGUCCCGGUACGUGUUGAGAUUAUCAUUGCUACACCUAGAAGAUUGAUUCGUAUGUUGGAGUCUCAUCAUACAAACCUAAGGAGGGUGAAUUACCUUGUGUUGGAUGAGGUAGAUAGGAUGCUUGACAUGAGUUUUGAACCUCAAAUGAAAAAAAUUGUUUCACAGAUUCGACAAGAUCGUCAAACAUUGUAUUGGAGUGCUACAUGGCCAAAGGAAGUCGAACAACUUGCAAAACAGUUUCUUUACAACACAUACAAAAUAAUGAAUUCUGAUGCUGGUAAUACCUCUCAAGAUGGUAGGGGCGCUGAUGACCGUGAUGAAGAUGAUGAUGAUGAUGAAUAUGAAGAUGCUCGUGAUGGCAAUCGUCUUUUGGAAUUCAUGUUUGGAAAUAUUGACGGGGCUGGUGAUCUUGAUAUUGAUUACCUUGAUGAGGAUGCAAAGGAGCAUCUUGCUGCACUAGCUGAUAAGCUUGGUUCUUCACUAACAGAUAUACAUGUAUACAACUACUUUCUACUUCCUUCAACUUGUGUUUAUGAUUAG